AUGCUCUCCAAGUUGGAUGAUGCACCCGACCCACAAAUACGACAACUACGCCAACAAUUCAUUGGUCCAUCUGAAGUAGAAGAUGCUAUUCGACGAGCCAUUCACACCCAACUGGAAAAUGCCCCACUUCGUCUGAUCAACACCUCUACUGGACGUUUGUGCAAUCGAGAUGCGCAGAUCAAUGCAUUCACGGAGAGCACAGAGUACAAAGAGCUUCUACAUUCGUUGGUGAUGCAUGCUCCCCUCCAAAGGGAACCCAUCAAAGAAGCAGUCGCGAAGUACUUCAGUUGGGUCAUGUUAUCUCAUAGGUGGGAAAGGAACGAGCUGCUGCUGCAAGAUAUUCAGGGCAGGGACAUAUAUGACUUGGAUGCCGUUGGGACUGUGGUGAAGUUGCAGAAGUUCUGCAAAGUCGCACGUGAUAUGGGGCAUCAUUGGGCGUGGAGCGAUACAUGCUGCAUCGACCAGAACAACAAUGUUGAGGUCCAGCAAUCAGUCAACACCAUGUUCGUCUGGUAUCACCAUUCAGUGCUCACCAUCAUCUACCUAUCGGACGUGCCUCCUUCGUCAAAGUCUGGCGCGCUCGCAAACAGCAUCUGGAACACGCGAGGAUGGACCGUUCAAGAGUUCCUUGCUCCAAAGAUUGUUCUCUUCUACCAAGCAGAUUGGACCCCAUAUCUCGACGACCGCUCACGCAACCACAAGCAGUCUGUCGUUAUCAUGAGGGAGUUGGAGCGUUCAACGGGCAUAAAUGCGCGGGCGCUCGUCGACUUCCAUCCCGGGACAAGAGAUGCACGAGAGAAACUUCGAUGGGCGUCAAACCGUGACACCACGAGGGAGGAAGACAUCGCCUACUCUUUGUUUGGCAUCUUUGAUGUCCACCUCCCUGUUAUCUACGGAGAGAGAAGACAAAAGGCGCUCGGACGACUCUUGCAGGAGAUUAUAGCCCAUUCGGGCGACAUUUCGGCCCUUGACUGGGUGGGACAAUCGUCGAACUUCAACAGCUGUCUCCCAGCUGAGAUUUCAUCAUACAAGGCUCUGCCAUGCAUGCUGCCAUCUGUAUCUGAACACGACAUGCAGGUAUUGGUCUCCAGGCUGCGGAACAAUAUUGUCGCUGUGAAGUCUGCUUCGAAACUGUAUACCCUCCUGGAGAAUCUUAGCGUUCCUCGUUUUGCUCAUGGCAGAUUGCAAUUGCCUUGCAUCGCAUUUCCUCUCACCGAAGUCAGGCAGAGUGCCGGUGGAGACGGGGACAAAUGUUUCACAUAUGAAGUCAAGGCAGAUGGGCUACAAGACCUGCAGGUCAGAACGGAAGACAGGCUUGUUCAAUUCUCGCCUGCAAGGCGUACUCGCCAGACAUUCCUGCUCGUCCGUCCGUGGAAUCGAUAUGAUCUCGGGCUGAUUAAUUUUGCAGACGAGACGCAGAGCGUACAAGAUUGGCCCGAGCCCGAGUCUCCUGGACACAACGAGCAAACUACGCGAGAGUUGAGGCUGAUCGUUCGGCUCGGACAGCCUUUUGGCGGACUUUUGCUUGCGCAGCAGUGGGGUGGGGAGUAUAAGAGAAUUGCUUCGGAUAACAAUAUUAUCGCGCAAGUGAGGGACAUGACUUGUGUUGAUAACAUCAAGGACAUCAGGAUGCUAGAGAUAUUAUAG
Suillus discolor is the source of this 1647-nucleotide messenger RNA. RefSeq lists its product as uncharacterized. Lineage: Eukaryota; Fungi; Basidiomycota; Agaricomycetes; Boletales; Suillaceae. The coding region runs from base 1 to 1647 and encodes 548 amino acids. The record is from RefSeq and is a predicted model, not a curated record. The transcript has 2 exons.